Danio rerio (zebrafish) is the source of this 5373-nucleotide messenger RNA. The record is from RefSeq and is a predicted model, not a curated record. Lineage: Eukaryota; Metazoa; Chordata; Actinopteri; Cypriniformes; Danionidae.
GUACGAACAUACCUGACAAAAAAGCUCUUUCUGAUUCUGAUUCCAAUAUAUAAAUAAAACCUGAUAUCACAGGCCAGUUUACCUUAGAUUGAUAGUGGACAUUACCACAGUGUCAAAUAAACACUUCUCAUGGGUAUAUGUUUCUUACCUUAUUUAUGUUUCUUACCUUCUUUAUCAGUUCAUAUUUUCUGAGUUUAUCACACAAAACCAAGAUAAGCGUGUUAAGAAGCAAAUGUCACCCCAUCCUGACUGAAAUAUAACGGUAGCCCUGACUCUGUUACAUGAAAGCAAGUUAAAAAUUAAGCUAAUGCAAAGCUAAAUUAAGUUUCUACAUUCUAAAGCUCUUAAUGUAGUUUAAACAUUUUUAAGAAAAUAUAAAGUCAACCCAAAACACUUCAUAAAAGGUGCACUACCAAAUCAAACCACCUAUUUCUCCUGACUGAACAACCGCAUUUCUUCUGAACCGACAGGCAGCCAAUCAGCUUUCUCAGAGCCAGCUACAGGCAGCCAAUCAGCUUUCGCUAAUCAGCGUGCAGGCAAAGCUUAUUAUUCUGAGGCGGAGAUCGGAGAGAGCAGCACUUUGCUGUUUGACGUUUUAUGUGUUUAAUUCCUCUUCUGUUACGGGUGUUGUUCGUCUGUUCAGAUGAAGCUCUUUCUCCUUCUGCAGUUCAGCUAUAAAUGCAGGAAUAUUCCCAUCAGGCUCAAGUGAAGAGUUUACUGAAGGACAGCGAGAACAUGAGUGAUCCAAAACCCUGCAGAAUUAAACCUGAAGAUACUGAACAACAAAUAGACCUAAUUGAAGAAAAUUGUGUGAGUAAAGAAGAGGAACAUCAUGUCAAAAUUGAGGAAAAAAAUCAUUUACAGACUUGCGGUAUUUUGAAAACAAGAGACGAGAGUCAUUUCAUCUGCACUCAGUGUGGGAAGAGCUUCAGACAAUCAUCAAUCCUUAAUAGACACAUGAAGAUCCACACUGGAGAGAAACCAUUCACAUGCACUGAGUGUGGGAAGAGUUGUAGAGGAAAAGGCGAUCUUAAGAUUCACAUGAGGAUCCACACUGGAGAGAAACCAUUCACCUGCACUCAGUGUGGGAAGAAUUUCAGACAAAUUUCAAACCUUAAUCAACACAUGAUGAUCCACACUGGAGAGAAACCAUUCACAUGUUCUCAGUGUGGGAAGAGCUUCAGCCAACCAUUACACCUUAAACUACACAUGAAUAUCCACACUGGAGAGAAACAAUUCACCUGCACUCGGUGUGGGAAGAGCUUCAGCCAAUCAUCACUCCUUAAUAAACACAUGAAGAUCCACACUGGAGAGAAACCAUUCACAUGUUCUCAGUGUGGGAAGGGCUUUAUCUUCUCAUCAUACCUUAGUAAACACAUGAGAAUCCACACUGGAGAGAAACCGUUCAUAUGCACUCAGUGUGGGAAGAGUUUCUGCCAGUCAUCACAAUUCACUCAACACAUGAGGAUCCACACCGGAGAGAAACCGUUCACAUGUUCUCAGUGUGGGAAGGGAUUUAGCCAAUCAUCGAACCUUAAUAAGCACAUGAGGAUCCACACUGGAGAAAGACCGUUCAUUUGCGCUCAGUGUGGGAAGAGUUUCUGCCAGUCAUCACAGCUUAAUCAACACAUGAUUAUCCACACCACAGAGCAACCAUUCAUAUGCACUCAGUGUGGGAAGAGCUUUUGUCAAUCUUCACUCCUUAAUCUACACCUGAGGAUCCACGCUGGAGAGAAACCAUUCACAUGUACUCAGUGUGGGAAGAGUUUCAGCCGAUCAUCCAACCUUAAUCAGCACAUGAAGAUUCACACUGGAGAGAAACCAUUCACAUGCACUCAGUGUGGGAAGAAAUUCAGCCGAUCAUCAUCCCUUAAUCAACACAUGAGGAACCACACUGGAGAGAAACCAUUCAGCUGCACUCAGUGUGGGAAGAGUUUCAGACAUAUAUCGACCCUUAAUAAACACAAGAAAAUCCACACUGGAGAGAAACCAUUCACAUGCACUCAGUGUGGAAAGAGUUUCAGCCAGUCAUCACAAUUUAAUCAACACAGGAGGAUCCACACCGGAGAGAAACCGUUCACAUGCACUGAGUGUGGGACGAAUUUCAGCCGGUCUUCAAACCUUAAACUACACAUGAAGAUCCACACUGGAGAAAAACCAUUCACCUGCACUCAGUGUGGGAAGGGUUUCAGACAAAUAUCAAGACUUAAUAAACACAAGGAAAUUCACACUGGAGAGAAACCGUUCACUUGCACUCAGUGUGGGAAGAGUUUCGUUUUUUCAACAAGUCUUAAUAAACACAUGAAGGUCCACACUGGAGUGAAACCAUACACAUGCACUCAGUGUGGGAAGAGUUUCAGCGUCUCAUCAAACCUUUAUAGACACAUGAGGAUUCACACUGGAGAGAAACCAUUCACAUGUUCUCAGUGUGGGAAGAGCUUCAGCAUCUCGUCAAACCUUCAUCAACACAUGAAGGUCCACACUGGAGAGAAACCAUUCAUAUGUUCUCAGUGUGGGAAGAGCUUCAGCCAGUUAGCACAACUUAAUCAACAUGUGAUUAUCCACACUGGAGAGAAACCAUACACAUGCACUCAGUGUGGGAAAACCUUCAGCCAGUCUUCACACCUUAAACUACACAGUAAUGUCCACACUGGAGAGAAACCAUACGCGUGCACUCAGUGUGGGAAGAGUUUCAGCCAACCAUCCAACCUUAAGCAACACCUAAGGAUCCACACUGGAGAGAAACCGUACACAUGCCCUCAGUGUGGAAGGAGUUUCAACCAUUCAUCAUCGAUUAAUCUACACAUGAGGAUCCACACUGGAGAGAAACCAUACUCAUGCACUCAGUGUGGGAAAAGCUUUAGCCAAUCAUCAUCCCUAAAUAAACACAUGAUGAUCCACACUGGAGAGAAACCGUUUACAUGCACUCAGUGUGGGAAGGGCUUUAGCCAAUCAUCAAACCUUAAUAGACACAUGAAGAUCCACACUGGAGAGAAACCAUUCACCUGCACUCAGUGUGGGAAGAGUUUUUGCCAGUUAUCACAACUUGUUCCACACAUGAGGAUCCACACUGGAGAGAAACCAUUGACAUGCACUCACUGUGGGAAGAGCUUCAGACAAAUAUCGACCCUUAAUAAACACAAGAAAAUCCACACUGGGGAGAAACCAUUCAGAUGCACUCAGUGUGGGAAGAGUUUCAUCUUCUCAUCAAACUAUAAUAAGCACAUGAGGAUCCACACUGGAGAGAAACCGUUCACUUGUUCUCAGUGUGGGAAGAGUUUCAGCGUCUCGUCAAACCUUAAUCAACACAUGAGGAUCCACACUGGGGAGAAACCAUACACAUGCACUCACUGUGGGAAGAGCUUCAGCCAAUCUUCACAUCUUAAACUACACAUGAGGAUCCACACUGGAGAGAAACCAUUCACCUGCACUCAGUGUGGGAAGAGUUUCGGCCGAUCAUCCAACCUUAAUCAACACAUGAGGAGCCACACUGGGGAGAAACCAUUCACAUGCACUCUGUGUGGGAAGAGUUUCAGCCAUUCAUCAAACCUCAACAAACACAUGAAGAUCCAUCCUGAAGAGAAACCAUUCAGAUGCACUCAGUGUGGGAAGAGCUUCAGCCAAUUAUCAAACCUUAAUAAACACACAAAGAUCCACACUGGAGAGAAACCAUUCACAUGCACUCUGUGUGGAAAGAGCUUCAUCUUCUCAUCAAACCUUAAUAAACACAUGAAGACCCACACUGGAGAGAACCCACUGACAUGCACUCAGUGUGGGAAGAGCUUCAGCCAAUCAUCAAACCUUAAUAAACACAUGAAGAUCCACACUGGAGAGAAACCAUACGCAUGCACUGAGUGUGGGAAGAGUUUCAUCUUCUUAUCAAACCUUAAUAUACACAUGAAGGUCCACUCUGGAGAGAAACCAUUCACGUGUUCUCAGUGUGGGAAGAGUUUUAGUCGAUCAUCCAACCUUAAUCAACACAUGAAGAUCCACACUGAAGAGAGACCAUUCACGUGCACUCAGUGUGGGAAGUCGUUUGAUAAGAGUUAUGAUCUUAAGAUUCACACAAGGAUCCACACUGGAGAGAAACCAUUCACCUGCACUCAGUGUGGGAAGAGCUUCAGCGUCUUGUCAAACCUUAAUAAACACAAGAGGAUCCACACCGAAGAGAAACCAUUCACAUGUUCUCAGUGUGGGAAGAGCUUUAGCCAAUUAUCAAACCUUAAUCGACACAUGAGGAUGCACACUGAAGAGAAACCAUUCACCUGCUCUCAGUGUGGGAAGAGCUUCAGCCAAUCAUCAAACCUUAGUCAACACAUGAUGAUUCACACUGGAGAGAAACCAUUUAGAUGCACUCAAUGUGGAAAGAGUUUCGGCCAAUCAUCAAUCCUUAAUAGACACAUAAAGAUACACACUGGAGAGAAACCAUUCACAUGCACUCAGUGUGGGAAGAGCUUCAUUUGCUUAUCAAGUCUUAAUAAACACAUGAAGAUCCACACCGGAGAGAGACCAUUCACAUGCACUCAGUGUGGGAAGAGUUUUUGCCAGUUAUCACAACUUACUCAACACAUAAAGAUGCACACUGGUGAGAAACCAUUCACAUGCACUCACUGUGGGAAGAGUUUCAUCUUCCCAUCAAGCUUGACUCAACACAUGAGGACGCACACUGGUGAGAAACCAUUCACAUGCACUCAGUGUUGGAAGAGCUUCAGCGUCUCGUCAAACCUUUAUCAACACAUGAAGGUCCACACUGGAGAGAAACCAUUCACAUGCACUCACUGUGGGACGAGUUUCAUCCAGUUAUCACAACUUAAUCAACACAUGAAGAUCCACACCGGAGAGAGACCAUUCACAUGCACUCAGUGUGGGAAGAGUUACAGUCGAUCAUUCAAUCUUAAUAAACACAUGAGGCUCCACACUGGAGAGAAACCAUUCACAUGCACUUAGUAGUCACGUUUCCACUAUCGCGCCUGAAGCGAGCGAGCCAGGGCCAGUCGUGUUUCCACUGUCACUUCCGGGGCCUGAUCGGGCCAAAGUGGGGCUUUCUCUGGGCCAGCAAUCAGCCUUUUUUGGCCUGACGAAUACUUUGGGCCAAAGAGGGCCAGCUGGGGCUUUGAGGCAGAGUGAAAGGAGAGGCGGAGUUUGCCUGAGUCUGGUAAAGAUGGCAUCCCAUCAUUACACUAGUUUUCCGAUCGCACUUGAGUACAUGCGCCAAACAAACAAAUAAAUUAGUGGGCUAAGGGAAAGAAAACAGCUGGCUACACUAUAUAGCACACUAUAGGCUAUGUUUUUUGUUGUUAUGAUCGCCCUUGUGUUUCCCUUUUAAAUGUAAGGCUGUUGCAGAAAAUAAUAAAAUUUUAAUUUAUAAGUGAC